Molecule: messenger RNA, 1016 nt
Organism: Hyposmocoma kahamanoa
Lineage: Eukaryota; Metazoa; Arthropoda; Insecta; Lepidoptera; Cosmopterigidae
Exons: 2
Biological process (GO): DNA integration; DNA recombination
Molecular function (GO): DNA binding
Source: RefSeq, a predicted model, not a curated record
CAUUUUCACGCAGCCACGGUAGAAAAUAAUCCUCGCGCCAUUUUUCUCAAAUUUUCUUUUCUUUGUACUUGUAUUGUGAAUAUCUAAAAAUGACAACUUUCAAUAAUGAAGAUGAGCAAUAUAUUACUUCAACUCCACCGGAUAUACUAACAGAAGCGCGAACCGCAUGCGACAGCUUGCUGCCGUCAAUAUCCAAGGAUAGAUACAUAACCACGUAUGAAAAUUUCUUGAAGUGGAAAAACAUGAAAAAUGCCAAGUCAUUUUCCGAAAAUGUAGUUUUGGCGUAUUUUAAUGAACUAGCUAGUAAAUAUAAGCCUAGCUCGUUGUGGACAACAUAUUCUAUGCUGAAAAGUACCCUCAAGAUGAAAAAUGGUGUCGAUAUUAAUUUAUAUACAAAUCUAAUUGCAUUUUUAAAGAGACGCUCUGAUGGUUUUAUAAAGAAAAAAUCUAAGGUACUGUCAUUAAAUGACGUCGAAAAGUUUCUAAAAUAUGCUCCAGAUAGCCAGUACCUGGCAACAAAGGUUGCGUUAAUAUUUGGUAUUCAUGGUGCAUGUAGACGGCAAGAGCUUCACAAUAUUACCACAAAAGACAUUGAAAAUCAAGGCAAAAUGCUUUUAGUUAAAAUCCCAAACACUAAAAACAAAAUACCCCGAUCUUUUAUUAUCGACGGCCCAUUUUAUGACGUGGUCAAAAAAUAUGAAGCUCUGCGUACGACUAAGACAAAAAGUAAUCAUUUCUUUCAGAAUUACCAAAAAGGUAAAUGUACUGCGCAACCUAUUGGCAUAAAUAAAUUCGGUACCAUGCCAAAGGAAGUCGCCAAGUUUUUAGGAUUGCCGGAUGCUGAUUGUUAUACAGGGCACAGUUUCAGAAGAACGUCAGCUACAUUACUUGCUGAUUCGGGAGCUGAUAUAUUGACUUUAAAGCGGCAUGGCGGCUGGCGUUCUAACGCAGUAGCAGGAUCUUAUGUAGAAGAUUCCAUCCAAAACAAAGCAAAUAUAAGUGCCAAAAUAACUCAG